AUGCCUCAGGACCGAUCUAAUGAUAUGCACCUCAGGACUACACAGCGGGCGCCUCGUAGCUGCCGAUCAUGCACAUCUCGAAAGGUCAAGUGCGAUAAGGCGGUGCCGUGCUCGACAUGCAUCAAACGCGGAGAGGCUGACGCCUGUGCGCGAGAGAUGGUUAUUGUACGAGGUGAAGUCACAAUAUGGAAGGAUGAGCAGCUACCUACCUACGAGGAGCUGCGCCACGAGAACAAACGACUGCAAGAAGAGAUCAACUGUCUCCGGGCUGAAAAUAAACAGCUAAUUGACAGCAAGGCUGCUUCCGAGUUACCUGGGCUAUCGCUGAGACAAUCGCGCGCCGUAGAGCAUGACAAUGAAGGUUUAGAGGAGGAAUUGUGGAAAAGUCUUGCUGUGGCAUCAGCCGCCUCGAGGUCCAGCGUCUCAAACUGGGACGACAUUGUUUUGCCGAACGCAGGGUGUAGCAAACAGCUUGUCGCGUAUGACAAGGUGUGGAAUUCAUGGGUACACUAUGCUCUUGAAUACCCGAGCUUUGAGAAGGAGUGUACCAGUUUCACUGCAGCGAUGGACAGAGGUUUCGAUCGCAGAAAAUUAUCUCGCAUGUGGUACGAUGCUGCUAUCUUCUCCCUCUACCGCGCCGACUUUAUGAGGGUUCCCCACAUCCACACCGUUCAAGCCAUAGCAAUCCUGGGCAUGUGCUUCAACAACUGGGGAGACGUGGAAGUUGGUCAGCACAUGUGGAGCUGUGCCCUACGAAUAGCUCGGCGAAUUGCCUUGAACACCCCCUAUUCGAAUGCGGCCGCUGCAUGUCUGAGUGCAGAAGCCCAGCACCGGCUAUGGUGGACACUGGUAAUUUCACAUGUCAAAUUUAUGUGGGAAGGAAUGAAGAAGGUGAAAAAUAAGGGAAAAACUGACAACUUUGGUGGGGAUGGCAGGUUAAAAUUGCCUUAUCGGCCUCCAGAAGUCGACGAUACGGAUUUUGACGUGCCUCUUCCAUCUGCCACCUUAACAGAAGCGGGAGAAGACGAGGCUGCUCAUUACCAUGUUCACUAUCACAUUUUUAUGGCGCGGACGGCAGCCGCCGUAUACCGCUUCCGUGCUGCAAUUAAAUCGGGCUCUGGAUCCGCUGAAGAGACAAUUACAGCCGUCAAAACCGUCGACGAGGAAUUAGCAGAAAUUAUCGACAGCCUUCCUCCCCUUCUUCAGCCUGACACUGAUAUCGCAGAUGGAAAUUUGCACCGGCUUGAGCUUGCGCACCCUUGGAUCAAGUGGCAGCGGCGCGACCUGACCUUGGUCCUUCUGCAUAUGCGCCUACGCAUCCAUCGUGCCCUUCAUGAACAGUGGCUAUCAUCUUCUGGUCACCACAAUUGGGCAAGAACCGUCAGCGUUAAUUCAGCCAUGAGUAUUAUCUGGAUCAACCGCAAUUGGGAUCAACCAGCCUCUAUGCGAAAGCAAUGGUAUGCCCAGGUCCUGGCGAUGGUUUCCCAAAAUAACCACUAA
Messenger RNA from Penicillium cataractarum, 1500 nucleotides. Its product is annotated as Zn(II)2Cys6 transcription factor. Bases 1 to 1500 code for a protein of 499 amino acids. Gene Ontology annotation, molecular function: DNA-binding transcription factor activity, RNA polymerase II-specific; zinc ion binding. The record is from RefSeq and is a predicted model, not a curated record. NCBI's taxonomy places the organism in Eukaryota, Fungi, Ascomycota, Eurotiomycetes, Eurotiales, Aspergillaceae. Gene Ontology annotation, biological process: regulation of DNA-templated transcription. The transcript has 4 exons.